Messenger RNA from Xenopus tropicalis (tropical clawed frog), 1002 nucleotides. Its product is annotated as UPF0329 protein ECU05_1680/ECU11_0050. Lineage: Eukaryota; Metazoa; Chordata; Amphibia; Anura; Pipidae. The coding region runs from base 127 to 636 and encodes 169 amino acids. The record is from RefSeq and is a predicted model, not a curated record. The transcript is spliced from 3 exons.
UGUUUAUAAGCUGAAUAUUGUCAUACAUGGUUUCGUUUGGCAAUAAGCUUUACAAUUUCUUGUUGCUAUAAUGUUUUAUUACUGUUUAAAGAGAAUUAUUUAGGGGAUUAGAAUACUGUGCUCCUAAUGAUUGUAUUUCUCCUUGGUACAGACAUUCCUUGGUACAAGAAAGUCUUUAUCUUGAAAAUCCUGCUAUGCGUUAGCGUACUUGCCCUGGAAAUAAUUUGCAUUCUAGUUUACUUCCUUUGCAAAAGAUGUAUAAAGCGCAGAAAGGAUAUUGAGACUCCUGAAGCUUCUGCGACUCAUGGGACACAAAACAAAGGAAGCAAGGCAGAAGUAAAGAUUGAGAAUGAGGAGAAGAGAGAAGAAGAUAUAGUGGAACUUGACAAAAAAGAUGUAGAAAAGGAAGAGAAAAAAGCAGAACACAGUACUGAUGAUAAUAAUGAGACAGAAGAGGAGGCAACUGCUAUGAAACAAGCAAAGAAAAGAAACAAGAGGAAAUGGAAACUGGCAUUGAGGAAUCUGACAAAAAAGAUGAGGAAAGAGCAAAAAGCAGAACACAGUGAAGUUGAAAAAAACCCAACAGCAAAGAGGAAAAUGUUGGGAAAGCUGAAGAAAUUAUGGCAGAAAGUAUAAAAGAGACAAGUAGUGAGGAUAAGAAAGAGACAGAAGAGAAAACUGCACGUGAAAAUAUGUAUAUUGCACAUGUAAUUUACAAUUUUCACAAGUAUUGUUAACCUCCUGCACUGAAGAAAACUUUUCUUAGCAAGCAAUAUUGCAAGAGAAUCCAAAAGGGGGCAGCCUCGGGGCACCCUAACUUCAAUUCCGGCCCUGAAAAUUUCCCAGCAAUAGGGCCCUUUACUUUAUCCUGGAGCUGAGCAAGAAAUUCAGUUGCGUAGAAUUGCUGUGCUUGGGAAAUAGUGCAUUUCCUGUGCAUUUAGACAAAUGGAUCAGCAAAGGUGUUUUACCUUUAAAGAAGAUAUAUUUUUUUAGGAAUAUAAA